Molecule: messenger RNA, 4423 nt
Organism: Oryctolagus cuniculus (rabbit)
Lineage: Eukaryota; Metazoa; Chordata; Mammalia; Lagomorpha; Leporidae
Gene: ATP2B1
Product: ATPase plasma membrane Ca2+ transporting 1
Biological process (GO): regulation of cytosolic calcium ion concentration; calcium ion transmembrane transport
Cellular component (GO): plasma membrane; intracellular membrane-bounded organelle
Molecular function (GO): PDZ domain binding; ATP hydrolysis activity; ATP binding
Source: RefSeq, marked provisional
CGGCGGCGGCGGCGGCGGCGGCACUGGCAGCGGGAGCAGCUGGGCCGCCAGCGUGGAGCGGGAGGCGUGUGGGUGUGAAGAGAAGGGAGCGCCAGACCGGAACGGGUGAGCAUGUGUACAUCUCAUGAUUGAAAUGAAGAAACAAGUUAUGGGCCAAAGGUCAAGAUACUUCUCUGGGAAAUGCUGUUGCUGAUGCUGCUUGACAAAGUCAUACAAUGAGUGUCUGGAUCAAGGAAGAUUGUUGUAUUUAAAAGAUUUUCAUCUUGGAAAUAAAUCAAGUGAAAAUUAGAUUCUUUUGGGAAACAUUUUCCUCUUGAUAAAUUAUACCUGUAAUGGGCGACAUGGCAAACAACUCAGUUGUAUAUGGUGGUGUGAAAAACUCUUUGAAGGAAGCUAAUCAUGAUGGAGACUUUGGAAUUACGCUCGCAGAGCUGCGUGCUCUCAUGGAGCUCAGGUCCACAGAUGCAUUACGGAAAAUACAGGAAAGCUACGGAGACGUCUAUGGAAUUUGCACCAAGUUGAAAACGUCUCCCAAUGAAGGUUUAAGUGGAAACCCUGCAGAUUUAGAAAGAAGAGAAGCAGUGUUUGGAAAGAACUUUAUACCUCCUAAAAAGCCAAAAACCUUUCUUCAAUUAGUAUGGGAAGCAUUACAAGAUGUCACUUUAAUUAUAUUAGAAAUUGCAGCCAUAGUAUCAUUGGGCCUUUCUUUUUAUCAACCUCCAGAAGGGGAUAAUGCACUUUGUGGAGAAGUUUCUGUUGGGGAAGAAGAAGGAGAAGGUGAAACUGGAUGGAUUGAAGGCGCUGCAAUCCUCUUGUCAGUAGUGUGUGUGGUGUUAGUAACAGCUUUCAAUGACUGGAGUAAGGAAAAGCAGUUCAGAGGCUUGCAGAGUCGAAUUGAACAAGAACAGAAGUUCACUGUCAUCAGGGGUGGUCAGGUCAUUCAGAUACCUGUAGCUGACAUUACUGUUGGAGAUAUUGCUCAAGUGAAAUAUGGUGAUCUUCUUCCUGCUGAUGGUAUACUUAUUCAAGGCAAUGAUCUUAAAAUUGAUGAAAGCUCAUUGACUGGUGAAUCUGAUCAUGUUAAGAAGUCUUUAGAUAAGGAUCCUUUACUUCUAUCAGGUACUCAUGUAAUGGAAGGCUCUGGAAGAAUGGUAGUUACAGCUGUAGGUGUAAAUUCUCAAACUGGAAUUAUCUUUACCUUACUUGGAGCUGGAGGUGAAGAGGAAGAGAAGAAAGAUGAAAAGAAAAAGGAAAAGAAAAAUAAGAAACAAGAUGGAGCUAUUGAGAAUCGCAACAAAGCAAAAGCUCAAGAUGGUGCAGCCAUGGAGAUGCAGCCUUUGAAGAGUGAAGAAGGUGGAGAUGGUGAUGAAAAAGAUAAGAAGAAAGCAAAUUUGCCAAAAAAGGAAAAAUCUGUUUUACAAGGGAAACUUACAAAGCUAGCUGUCCAGAUUGGCAAAGCAGGUCUAUUGAUGUCUGCCAUCACAGUUAUCAUUCUUGUAUUAUAUUUUGUAAUUGAUACCUUCUGGGUUCAGAAGAGACCAUGGCUUGCUGAAUGCACACCAAUUUACAUUCAAUAUUUUGUGAAGUUCUUCAUUAUUGGAGUUACAGUUCUAGUGGUUGCAGUGCCAGAAGGUCUUCCACUUGCAGUCACUAUCUCACUGGCUUAUUCAGUCAAGAAAAUGAUGAAAGAUAAUAAUUUGGUAAGGCAUCUGGAUGCUUGUGAAACCAUGGGAAAUGCUACAGCUAUUUGUUCAGAUAAAACAGGAACAUUGACAAUGAACAGAAUGACAGUUGUUCAAGCUUACAUAAAUGAGAAACAUUAUAAAAAGGUUCCUGAACCAGAAGCUAUUCCACCAAAUAUUUUGUCAUACCUUGUAACAGGAAUUUCUGUGAAUUGUGCUUAUACAUCAAAAAUACUGCCACCAGAAAAAGAGGGUGGAUUACCGCGUCAUGUUGGUAAUAAAACUGAAUGUGCCUUGUUGGGACUUCUUUUGGAUUUAAAACGAGAUUAUCAGGAUGUUAGAAAUGAAAUACCAGAAGAAGCACUGUACAAAGUCUACACCUUCAAUUCUGUUAGGAAGUCCAUGAGUACCGUCCUGAAAAAUUCAGAUGGAAGUUUUCGAAUAUUCAGCAAGGGAGCAUCUGAGAUAAUUCUGAAAAAGUGUUUCAAAAUCUUGAGUGCUAAUGGUGAGGCAAAAGUAUUCAGACCAAGGGACCGUGAUGAUAUUGUAAAAACUGUGAUUGAACCGAUGGCAUCAGAAGGCUUGAGAACCAUAUGUCUUGCAUUCAGAGAUUUUCCAGCAGGAGAACCAGAACCAGAGUGGGAUAAUGAAAAUGAUAUUGUCACCGGCCUUACAUGCAUUGCUGUUGUGGGGAUUGAAGAUCCUGUGAGACCUGAGGUGCCAGAUGCAAUAAAGAAAUGUCAGCGGGCUGGAAUUACUGUGCGGAUGGUCACUGGUGAUAAUAUUAAUACUGCUCGGGCUAUUGCUACAAAAUGUGGUAUUUUACAUCCAGGGGAAGAUUUCCUAUGCCUAGAAGGUAAAGAUUUUAACAGAAGAAUACGAAAUGAAAAAGGAGAGAUUGAGCAAGAGCGGAUAGACAAGAUUUGGCCAAAGCUGCGAGUACUUGCAAGAUCAUCCCCUACUGACAAACAUACACUAGUGAAAGGUAUAAUUGACAGCACAGUCUCAGAACAGCGCCAGGUAGUAGCUGUCACUGGUGAUGGUACAAAUGAUGGCCCAGCACUAAAGAAAGCGGAUGUUGGAUUUGCAAUGGGUAUUGCUGGAACUGAUGUAGCUAAAGAAGCAUCUGAUAUUAUUCUCACAGAUGACAACUUUACAAGUAUUGUGAAAGCAGUUAUGUGGGGACGAAAUGUCUAUGACAGCAUCUCAAAAUUCCUUCAGUUCCAGCUUACUGUUAAUGUAGUAGCAGUGAUUGUUGCUUUCACAGGCGCUUGUAUUACUCAAGAUUCACCACUUAAGGCUGUACAGAUGCUCUGGGUAAAUCUCAUAAUGGAUACGCUUGCCUCCCUGGCUCUGGCAACGGAACCGCCCACCGAAUCCCUCUUGCUUCGGAAACCUUAUGGUAGAAAUAAGCCUCUCAUCUCACGCACGAUGAUGAAGAAUAUCUUGGGUCAUGCAUUCUAUCAACUUGUAGUAGUCUUUACACUCUUGUUUGCUGGAGAAAAGUUUUUUGAUAUUGAUAGUGGAAGAAAUGCUCCUUUGCAUGCUCCUCCUUCAGAACAUUAUACCAUUGUUUUUAAUACCUUUGUGCUGAUGCAACUUUUCAAUGAAAUAAAUGCCCGGAAAAUUCAUGGUGAAAGGAAUGUGUUUGAAGGAAUCUUUAAUAAUGCCAUCUUCUGCACUAUUGUUUUAGGCACUUUUGUGGUACAGAUAAUAAUUGUGCAGUUUGGUGGAAAACCUUUCAGUUGUUCAGAACUUUCAGUAGAACAGUGGCUAUGGUCAAUAUUCCUAGGAAUGGGAACGUUACUCUGGGGCCAGCUUAUUUCAACAAUUCCUACUAGCCGUUUAAAAUUCCUAAAAGAAGCUGGUCAUGGAACACAGAAGGAAGAAAUACCUGAGGAAGAAUUAGCAGAGGAUGUUGAAGAAAUUGAUCACGCUGAAAGGGAGUUGCGGCGUGGCCAGAUCUUGUGGUUUAGAGGUCUGAACAGAAUCCAAACACAGAUUCGAGUGGUGAAUGCAUUUCGUAGUUCUUUAUAUGAAGGGUUAGAAAAACCAGAAUCAAGAAGUUCGAUUCACAACUUUAUGACACAUCCUGAGUUUAGGAUAGAAGAUUCAGAGCCUCAUAUCCCCCUUAUUGAUGACACUGAUGCUGAAGAUGAUGCUCCUACAAAACGUAACUCCAGUCCUCCACCCUCUCCCAACAAAAAUAACAAUGCUGUUGACAGCGGAAUUCACCUUACAAUAGAAAUGAACAAGUCUGCUACCUCUUCAUCCCCAGGAAGCCCACUACAUAGUUUGGAAACAUCACUCUGAUUGUAAGCUGAAUGUUAACACACUAGCUGCAUUGUAAAGAAUCAAAUUGAAACUGGGUCUUUUCACAUAUUGUGACGGACAAGAUGAUAUUCUUGUCUUUGGACUUCAACAGAAGACACACUUGUACGAAUGUAGAUUUAUUUUUUUAAAAAAAAAGCAAAGCUUUCUGCCAGACUGAGGGUGCUUUUUGGGGGGUGGGAGAAACGAACUGACAGAUAAACAGUAACUCAGUGUAAGUGACCCGUGGAUCACCAGUAGUACCCAAGGAUGGUCCUGAACAGUGUAUUAGCAGAGCUUUAGUUUAUCUCAGUCCUUGAUGGGAGAGAGGGAGGAGUAAAGGUGGGCAAGACAAAGAGCCCUGGAUCAUUGAAUUGAUAUUUUAAUUUCUGCUGUUGGCUGUUAAUAAUUUGGAUUAUUUAUGUUUAUAA